This is a messenger RNA of Manduca sexta (tobacco hornworm), 15744 nucleotides long. Its product is annotated as talin-1. Gene Ontology annotation, biological process: cell-cell adhesion. Gene Ontology annotation, cellular component: plasma membrane; ruffle; cytoskeleton. Gene Ontology annotation, molecular function: structural constituent of cytoskeleton; actin filament binding; integrin binding. Lineage: Eukaryota; Metazoa; Arthropoda; Insecta; Lepidoptera; Sphingidae. The record is from RefSeq and is a predicted model, not a curated record.
GCAAAAAUCAAUACAGAACGUUUGGAAUCUAUUCGUCACGCGGUUUAAACGCAUAAACACGUUUUAUAGUUCUAACGUGGAUUAAUUUAUAAUAUUUAAUACGGUUUUAUGUUUUAAUUUGUUGUUUAAGACAAUAUAAUUAAAAUUGAUUACAAAAAAAUUAUCUGCCACCGGUGUGAAGUUAGUCACAGGUAACUGCAAUAUACCCAGAACGCACCAGAUGGCGCAGUUGUACCCGUGAUGUUGUUACAUUCUGUAUGGGCGUGUGAGUGCUUGUGUAAAAAAAUAAGUGUUUUGUGAUGUUUUAAGCCCUAAUGGAGAAUAAAAACGGUAAAAACACUGCGAUGUGAAAGAGACGACGACGAACUAGCAAACCCUAGUGCCUUCAGACAGACAAACAAGUGCCUAUAUAGAAUACAAGUAGCAAGUACGAAACGAACGACAAACGCAAACGACAUUACAUACACGUGGCAGCUGGUAUCACCCCAUCGCAAGCACAGGAGACAUCGUGACGCAGCGUCCGCGAGCGAGUGCAGGCGGCGCUGCAGGACAACUGGAGGCGGCUGACCGCCCCGCGCAUUGACUAAUUCCAGGGUACACCACAACCCCGGCCGCGCCAGCGAUCGUUCAGCCAGGAGCGACCGCGCCGGAGGAGGCCCAGCGCCACCUCCUUAGACCUUGACCUCGAACGCGACACACAGGACACACCUUACAGGACAGCUACUAUACACAAAACUCACUCGCUGGUAAAGAUGGCGUCGUCUUUAUCGUUGAAGAUCUCGAUCGACGGCGGCAAGGUGGUGAAGACGAUCCAGUUCGAGCCGUCGACGAAGGUGUACGACGCGUGCCGCAUCAUCAGGGAGAAGAUCCUCGAGGCCAGCUCUGGGGAACCAAAAGAAUAUGGGCUAUUCCUGGCAUCCGACGAGGACAACAAGAAGGGUAUAUGGCUGGAAGCGACGCGCAGCCUUGAUUACUACAUGCUGCGCAACGGAGACGUUCUCGAGUACAACAAGAAGACUAGGAAUCUGCGCGUGCGCAUGUUAGACGGAACGGUAAAAACGCUGCUGGUGGACGACAGUCAGAUCGUGGCCAACCUCAUGGUGGUGAUUUGCACCAAGAUCGGCAUCACCAACUACGACGAGUAUGGACUGGUCCGCGAAGAACAAAAAGACGAGCCGGACCCGUGCGAGAAGCCCAACUACGGAACCCUGACGCUGAAGCGGAAACACCAGGAGAAGGAGCGCGACACCAAGAUGGAACAGCUUCGGAAGAAGUUGCGCACUGAUGAUGAAGUGAACUGGGUGGAGCCGUCGAAGACGCUGCGCGAGCAGGGCGUGGACGCGGCGGAGACGCUGCUGCUGCGCCGCAAGCUGUUCUUCAGCGACCGCAACGUCGACUCGCGCGACCCCGUGCAGCUCAACCUGCUCUACGUGCAGGCCAGGGACGCCAUCCUCGACGGCACGCACCCCGUCACGCAGGACAAGGCGUGCGAGUUCGCGGGCAUUCAGUGUCAGAUACAAUUCGGUGACCACAGAGAGGAUAAACACACGCCGGGAUUCUUAGACCUGAAGGAGUUCCUGCCGGCGUCGUACGUGAAGGUGAAGGGCAUCGAGAAGAAGGUGUUCAAGGAGCACCGCAAGCACGUGGGCCUCAGCGAGCUCGACGCCAAGGUGCUCUACACCAAGAGCGCCAGGGACCUCAAGACUUAUGGGGUCGCUUUCUUCCUCGUCAAGGAAAAAAUGAAAGGCAAGAACAAGCUAGUGCCUCGUCUUUUGGGCGUGACCAAGGACUCGGUGCUCCGUCUGGACGAGAAGACCAAGGAGAUCCUGCAGACGUGGCCGCUGACCACCGUGCGCAGGUGGUGCGCCAGCCCCAACACCUUCACACUCGACUUCGGGGACUACAGCGACCAGUACUACUCGGUGCAGACGACGGAGGCGGAGCAGAUCCUGCAGGUGAUCGCGGGCUACAUCGACAUCAUCGUGCGCAAGCAGCGCGCCAAGGAACACCUCGGCAUCGAGGGGGACGAGGGCUCCGCCAUGCUCGAGGACUCCGUCUCGCCAUCCAAAGCGAACAUCAUCCAGCACGACACGUUCAAGUCGGGUAAGGUGAACACGGAGUCCGUCGCCAAGCCCGCCGUGCACCGCCCCGGCGCUGAAGGUGCGAAGCCGUUCGCCGUGGGCCACAUCACGGGCGCGCAGCAGACCACCGUCUCCGGCCAGAUCAUUACCGGACACACGCCGCCCGCUGCGUCCCAGGUGCAGCAGACGAAGGUGACGUCGAUACUGACGGAGCCGCAGCGAGCGCUCCUCACCACCAUCACCAGCGGCAAGGAGAUCAUACGGCAGACGGAGGAGGAACUCACCAGGGCGUCCUUACCAGAACUGGGCCAGGACGCGGCGUCGGUGAAGUGGAAGCAGGUGACCAUGGACACCAACAAGCAGGUGGUCACCUCGCAGAUCGCUGCCAUGAACGCAGCCACCGCACAGGUCGUCACGCUCACUUCCGGUCCAACAGAGGAAGUAGACCACACAGCCGUCGGCGCGGCCAUCACAACAAUCACGACCAACCUCCCCGAGAUGACGAAGGGUGUGCGCAUGAUCGCCGCGCUGAUGGACGACGGCGACAAUGGCGACCGGCUGCUCGACGCCACUCGGAAACUCUGCUUCGCGUUCACUGAUCUGUUGAAGGCUGCCGAGCCUGAGACCAAGGAGCCGCGGCAGAACCUGCUGAACGCCGCGUCCCGCGUGGGCGAGGCCUCCACCACCGUGCUGCACACCAUCGGCGAGGAGACCGAGGAGGACAAGGAGACGCAGGAUAUUCUCCUAUCCCUGGCGAAGGCAGUAGCCAACACGACCGCCGCCCUGGUGCUGAAAGCGAAGAAUGUGGCCGCGCAAUGCAAAGACGACCAGCAACUGCAAAACAACAUCAUCGCUGCAGCCACGCACUGCGCGCUCGCUACCAGCCAGCUCGUCGCGUGCGCUAAGGUGGUAGCCCCAACCCUCCACAACCCAGCCUGCCGCGAGCAGCUGAUGAGCGCGGCGCGGCAGGUGGCGCAGGCGGUGGACCGGCUGGUGGAGGCGUGCCGGCCCGUGCCCGAGGCGGCCGAGCCCGGCGUCGAGCAGCUCAACAUCGCCGCCGCGCGCGUCACCGACGAGCUGGAGAGGCUGCUGGCGCACUGUGAAGUUGAGCGCGGUGGUCAGGCGUGGAGCCGGUCACGCGCGGUCGAAAGCGUUCUGACGGCGUGGGAGCGCGUGGCCGAUGCAGGUGAUGCGGGAGAACUCGUGCGACACGCCAGACAUCUCGGACAGGCCACCGCCAGGCUCAUCACUGAUAUCAAGACGGAAGCGGAAGCAUCACCAUCUGACUCGCAACGCAAACUGCUCGCCGCGGCCAAGUUGCUGGCCGACGCCACUGCCAGGAUGGUAGAAGCGGCUCGUCAAUGCGCGUCAUCGCCUCAGGAUCGUGAGAAGCAAGAAGCUCUUCGCAGAGCGGCGGAGGAGUUGCGCUACAUCACCGCGGACUACGCGCAGGGACAGGACAUCGUCGGCUCUCAAGUCGCGAGGCUGCAGGAGAGCGCUCGCCAGGCGACGUCGAGCGCCACUCAGCUCAUCACCUCGGCGCAGAACGCCACGCAGUACAACACUAAUAAAUACUCGCAGGAGACCCUGUUGGAGGAGUGCAAGAUCCUGCAGGAGCAGAUCCCGCGCGUGAUGGACGCGGUGCAAGUGUCCACGCACAAGCCGUCCGAGGCAGCCGCCAGGCUCGACCUCAUCUCCGCCUCCGAGACGUUCUUGCAGAGGAGCGGCAACGCGAUCGCGGCUUGUCGCGGCGCGUUACCGACUGUCGGAGAGGCGCCCACAGCCAAACACCUGGCAGAUACCGCACAUCGAUUCACCACCGCGUGCGCUGACCUUAGGUCUGCAGUAAAUCGUGCUCGCAUUUCGAACAAGGGCCUGGAAAUGGACGCCGCGGCGGAGAUCAUCCGCUCAUUGCAGGGAGAGCUGGAUGAGUUGGAGGAGGCUCUGAGGGCUUUCGACCUUAAGCCACUGCCUGGACAGACGGCGGAAUGGGCAAGUUCUUCGCUCCGUACAUCGCGUCGUGCAGCAGCGGCGGCCACGGCUCAGCUGGCGGCGGCGGCGCGGCUCGGCGACGCGGGCGCCGGCGGCGGGCGCGCGGCCGCGGACCUCGCCUCCGCGCUCCGGGACUUCAACGCCGGCAUCCGCGCCGCGGCCGCGCACGCACCGGCGCACGCGCACCCGAUGAUUUCAUCUGGCCGUCAAGUGCUGCACUCCUCGCUGACCAUGGUGGAGACAGUUAAGAAGUACAUGAGCACCUCAGAGCAGGUGGACGCCGUCGCCAUCGCGUCCAUAGCCAAGGACAUAUCGCAGGGUCUUGACCAGACAAUGGAGGCGGUGCCUUCACACGCGGAACUAGACCUCGCCAUGGAGAACAUCAAUGAGACUUUGAACAUCCUCAACAUGGGAGAGUUCCCGCCCACGGACAGCAGCUACGGCGAGCUGCAGUCGGAGCUGAACUCGGCCGCGCUGGGGCUGAACUCGGCGUCGUCGGAGGUGGUGCAGAGCGUGGACGAGCCCGCCGCCCUCGCCGACAGCAGCCAGCACUUCGGACAGGCCUUCAACCGCCUGCUCGGCGUCUCCAUGGAGAUGGCGGGGCAGACUGAGGACCGCGAAGUGCAGUCGAUGAUGGUUAACUCGAUGAAGUCCGUCACGGUGAACUCCUCGAAGCUGCUGGGCACCGCCAAGUCAGUCAGCCAGGAUCUGACGCGGCCCAACGCCAAGAACCAACUGGCAGCGGCGGCGCGCGCUGUCACUGACAGCAUUAACCGACUAGUGGACGUGUGCACGGAGGCGGCGCCGGGGCAGAAGGAGUGCGCGGCCGCCAUCCGCAGCAUCCAGAGCACGCGGCCGCUGCUCACGGCGCCCACGCAGCCCCUCAGCGAGCUCGGCUACUUCGCCUGCCUCGACUGCGUCGUCGAGCACAGCAAGAGCCUCAGCGAAGGCAUGUCCGGCAUGGCGGGCAGCGCGAAGCGUGGCGAGGCGGAGUCGUUCUGCCGCUCGGUGGCGGCCGUGGGCGGCGCGGCGCAGCAGCUCGUCGAGUGCGCCGCGCAUGCCGCCUACCUCGUGGCGAUAUCUGACGAGACGUCGGUGGCGGGGCGCGCGGGCCCGGUGGACCAGGCGCAGUUCGCGCGCGCCGCCGUCGCCAUCGACCAGGCCUGCCGCGCCCUCGCCGACUCCGCCACCAACCAACACCAGGUUCUAUCAGCGGCGACAGUGAUCGCGAAGCACACGAGCGCGCUGUGCAACGCGUGCCGCGUGGCGUCGGGCAAGACCGCCGAGCCGCAAGCCAAGCGACACUUCGUGCAAGCCGCCAAGGACGUCGCCAACUCCACCGCCGCGCUCGUCAAGGAGAUCAAGGCUUUGGACACCGACUACAGUGAAGAGAACCGCGCCCGUUGCGCGGCCGCGACGGGUCCGCUGCAGGACGCGGUGCGCUCGCUGUGCCAGUUCGCGGACAGCCCCGAGUUCGCGUCCAUCCCCGCCAAGAUCUCCCCCCAGGCCAGGCUCAGUCAGGAGGCCAUCCUGGAUUGUGGCAGGAACAUAAUAUCCGGUUCGUGCUCGAUGCUGGAGGCCGCCAAGCACCUGGUGCUGUCGCCGCAGGACCGCGUGCAGUGGCAGCACCUCGCCACGCACAGCAAGACCGUCUCCGACAGCAUCAAGUCACUUGUCACGCAAAUCAGGGAGAAGGCGCCGGGGCAGCGCGAGUGCGCCGCGGCGCUGGACACGCUCAACAAGCAGCUGCGCGAGCUGGACCACGCCAGCAUUCAGGCCGUCGGACAGGAGCUGCAGCCCAGGAAGGCCAACACGCUGCAAGGGUACUCGGAACAGAUAGAGAACAGUGCGUCGGAGAUGCUGGAGCGACUGGAGCCACUGCGCGUCGCCGCCAAGAGCGAGGCAGAAAACCUCGGGCACACCGUCAAACAACUGGUGUCGUACGCGGAAGCGUUGUGUGGCGGGGCGGUGGGCGCGGCUUCGAACGUGACGGAGUCGGCUGCGCAGGCGGCGCUGCUGGCGCAUGCACGCACCGUGCUCGAGACCGCCGCGCUGCUGCUGCACGCCGCACGCGACGCCGCCGGCAACCCCAGGGCGGUGAGCGCGCACGCGGGCGUGGAGUCGCAGACGCAGCUGUGCCGCGCGGCGCUGGGCGAGCUGCUGGCGUGCGUGCGCGAGCUCAGCACGCAGCGCGGCGCCGUGGGGCCGCUGCUCGACACGCUGCGCGCCAUCGCGCGCCUCACCGAGCACAGGAUGUCAUUGAUCGGCUCGUACGACGAGACGGACUCGUUCGUCGACUACCAGACCAGGAUGGUGGGCGCCGCCAAGGAGAUAGCGAGACUGGCCACGGACAUGACGGCCAAGUCGGCGACGGACGCGAGUCGCCUGGUGGAGCUCGGCAACGAGAUGUGCCAGAAGUACGAGCAGCUCGCGCAGGACAGCGUCGGCGCCUCCGCCACCACGCCCAACGGAGACGUCGCCAACAGGAUCCGCGUGGCGGUGGUGGAGCUGGGCGAGGGCGUGUCGGAGCUGAUUAAGGCGGGCGGCCACUGUCGCCUCUCCGCCAUCGCGCAGAACCAGCGCGCCGUCGCCGACCACGCCAAACUCGUCAACGAGAAGGUGGUGGCGGUGCUGGGCGCGCUGCAGGCGGGGUCGCGCGGCACGCAGGCCUGCAUCGACGCCGCCGCCACCAUCGCCUCUAUCAUCGGCGACCUCGACACCACCAUACUCUUCGCCAGUGCUGGCACCCUACAGUCGGAGAAGGAAGCGGACACGUUCUCGGACCACCGCGAGAAGAUUCUGAAGACUGCCAAGACGCUGGUGGAGGACACCAAGACCCUGGUAGGAGGAGCGGCCGGCACGCAGGACCAGCUCGCCGGCGCCGCGCAGAGCGCCGUCACCACUAUCGUGCAACUGUGCGAGGUGGUGAAGCUGGGCGCGAUGUCGCUGGGCUCGGGCAACCCGGAGCCGCAGGUGCUGCUGCUGCACGCGGCGCGCGACGUGGCGGCCGCGCUGCGCGACCUGGCCGCCGCCACCACCGCCGCCAGCGGCAAGCACGUGCACCACCCCGACAUGCAGCGCCUCAAGCACGCCGCCAAGCGGCUGUCCGACACCACCAAGCGUUGGAGUCUUCCAAUCAAAAACAACACGCUCCCGCGACAGACCAAACGCAGGUCGCUCAUCUUUAGAAACGAAUACAACUCGUGCGACUCCGAGACGGACAUAUUCCAGUCCGACCAGGAGGACGAGCUAGUCAACUUGCUAGACUACUCGAGCCAGGACGACGAUGUCUCCCCUACCAUAUUCCACGAUGAUUGCGAGGAGGUCAUCACGUAUAUCGAGGGUCUGAUGCGACACCCGCCAGCUCGCAAUCCCAAGGAUGAUGAUUUAAACGAACGAUACAAUACGGCGGCCAAAAACUCCCUGGUCGAUAUGGAUUGGCGUGUGCUUAAAUAUGGCGAGAAUAUAUUCCUCGGCGAAGUGAAGAAGUUGGUGGAUUUGUUUGUUGAUCUCAAAAAUAAAAUCGAUAAUAAGAAUAAGAGAGAACGGGCGCAGAGAAUCAAGGCCAGUUCGGACUUGGAUGACGAGAUGAAGCGCAUAUCCCAAGUCAUAGAAGACAUGGAUUCUGAAUUCGAAGAGACUGACAUCAGAGUCACUACCACUAUAAAAACAAUGCAAACCACAGUUCCUAUUAAAAAAAUUAAGUUAGAAACUAACGAGCCUAAACUGAAAAGUCCAGUCUUUAAGAUUAAAAAAGUAAAACCCAUUAACCUGGAUACGAUAUCAAAGAGUCCUGAUAGAGAAUCUUUGAAAGAGCUCCUCACACCAGAACAUCACAAAGAUGAAUCCACAGAGGUUAUUGUCAAACCUGAAGUAAAGACUGUAGAGAAAAAUGAUACUCUAAAGAGAGAAGUCAAGACAGAAUUUUGGAAGUUAUUCAAAGAUGAUACCGAAUGGUGGAAGGCACUGGCCAAGAGAAACUUAGAGAAAAUGGAGGAGACGAGAAGAGAGCUGGAGAGAUUCAGUGGACACGAGUUGAUUUUAGAGGAAAUAAAAACAGAAAGAGACCGAUAUGAGAAGGACAAGGCCAGUCUACAAACCUUUAUCGAGGAAGUGGACAAGUCCAAAGCGGUCAACAAAGAUUUAGCGUACGACAAAAAAUAUGAAGACAUGGUUCUCAAACUAAUCGACUUCGCCAAAAAGGACUUUAUUUAUAAAGGCUUCGAUCCGCUCAUCGAGCAGCUAAAGGCUCUAUCUAACGUUAAAAUAGAAAGGAAAACACUCCAGGAUCUCAUAGAUAUUUAUACUAGAAUAGACAUUACUAAGUACACGUACGAAGAGUUGAGUAUACUAGAAUCUUACUACAAAGAUAUACUGAGGAAAUAUAGUGAAGAUGUGCCGCCUAAAUCUAACACCUUGCCAAGAUCAACGGUGCCCAAUGGGGAGCGAAGGUCGCAUAGAAAUAUGGAGAUAUACGACCUGACGAGAACGUAUCCAGAGCAGUACUACGCCAACAACUGGUGGUCAAUAUAUAAGGAUGUUUUAAAGACUAGGGAGAGACAGUUCGGCUCCAUAGACAGCUGGUGGAACUUCUACGAGGACAUGUUGACUAAGAAGGAUUCUCAAGACGCGAGCAGGUUGAGAGAGAUCUUAGGGUACUCUCGGAGACGGCGCAACAGUCGCAUGGAGGAACAGUUGCGGAUGCUGGACGAUAUAAGAAACGAUAGUUUCCGCGAAACAGAAGCCGUCACGACCAAGGACGAUCAAUCGGUGAUGGUGACCAACGUGACGUCACUGCUGAAGACCGUCAAGGCCGUGGAGGACGAGCACACCAGAGGCACCAGGGCGUUAGAGUCCACCAUCGAAGCCAUAUCUCAGGAGAUUGAGGUUCUGAUGUCGCCAUCCACGCCCAAAUCUUCUGCGACUCCUGAGGAGCUGAUCCGUUGCACUCGUCAGAUGACGGUGGCCACCGCGAAGGUGGUGGCUGCUGGCAACGCCAACAAACAAGACCAACUGACAGCCGCUGCCAACCUUGGAAGGAAGACUGUAGUCGACCUGCUGGUCGCUUGCAAGGCGGCGGCGCACGCGGCGGAGUCUGCGGAGCUGCAGGCGCGCGCGCUGCAGUGCGGGCGCGCGGCGGCCGAGGCGUACCGCGCGCUGCUGCAGGCCGUGCUGCAGGCGGCCGGCGCCGACGUGGCCGCGCGCCAGCAGUUCCCCGACCUGUCGCGCCGCGUGGCGCACACCGUCGCCGACAUCAUCGCCACCGCCGAGCUGCUCAAAGGCUCGGACUGGGUGGACCCGGACGACCCCACCGUCAUCGCAGAGAACGAGCUGCUGGGCGCCGCAGCGUCCAUCGACGCCGCCGCCAAGAAACUCGACUCGCUGCGGCCCAGGAAGACCGUCAAGGUUCAGGAGGCGGACGAGAGCCUGAAUUUCGACGAGAUGAUCUUGGAAGCGGCCAAGUCCAUCAUCACGGCUACAUCGGCGCUGGUGCGGGCAGCUUCCGCCGCGCAGAGGGAGCUGAUCGACCAGGGCAAGGUGGCGCGGCGGCCCACGUCGUCGUCGGACGACGGGCAGUGGUCGGAGGGGCUGGUGUCGGCGGCGCGGCUGGUGGCGGCGGCGGCGCACUCGCUGGUGGAGGCCGCCAACGCGCUCGUGCACGGCGCCGCCUCCGAGGAGCGCCUCAUCUCCAGCGCCAGGCAGGUCGCCUCCUCCACCGCGCAGCUGCUCGUCGCCUGCAAGGUCAAAGCAGAACCAUCAUCAGAGAGCACGGCCCGUCUCCAAGCGGCUGGAGCUGAGGUCAUCCGCUCCACGGACAACCUGGUGCGUGCCGCCAGAGACGCCAUCUGCUGCGAGGAGGAACGCAGCCUGGUCCUCAACCGGCGCAUGGUGGGCGGCAUUGCGCAGGAGAUCGACGCCAGGACCGAGGUGCUGCGCAUCGAACGAGAGCUGGAGGAAGCCAGAGGCAGACUAUCAGCCAUACGCCAAGCGAAGUACAGGCUGAAGGACAGCAGCGCCGCGAGCGACGAGGAGCCGCCGCGGUUCAAGUCGCCGACGAGCUUCAACACGACGUACAGCCCCAACAGCACGUACUCGGCGCAGCACAACGCCAACGUCACCAACAUCAGCUCGCACGUGUCGCAGCUCAACCAGUCCAUACACGGCGCGCCGCUCAACACCACCACGCAGACCAACUUCGCCACCAGCCCGCCGCCUAAGAGCCCCGGCUUCGCCCAAAACCCGUCCCCAUCGCCGGGCUACGGCCCGUCCAACGGCUACUCGCAGUCGUUCUCGCGCGACGAGAAGCAGUACAGCACCGCCAGCGCCACCAGCCCCACCUUCUCCAGCUUCCGGCCGCAGGACGACACGCCCAAGCAGAACUACGAGGGAUUCACCACUCGAGAAACGACAUCUAAUGACAGAACGAUGAGAGCUAAGACGAGCAUGAGCGAGGAGUCAGUGGUGGUGCGGUCGCUCGACCUGCCCGAGGUGCGCACGGCGUAUUUGGUAUCGGAGUCGGGUCCGGCGGCGCCCGCCACGUCGGACGCGCCGGACGCGCCCCACGCCGCCCAGCGGAUAUACUACAAGCGCGAGAGGCCGCCGCCGCCGCCGCCGCGCCGCGUCUCGCUGUUAAACUACGAGACCCGCCUGUACGACACGCCGCGACCCGUUAACGAAUACGCGAAGACAGAGCGAAAAGAAUCGAACCAGUACCAAUUCAAACAGGAGAAGUACGAAUAUGAUGCCCCAACACCCCUGAGCCCCAAGUUCAACGCCAGAGAACUGAAGUUCGAUGAAAAACCUGAACCGAUCUACUUUUCGUUGAAGAAACCGCCUUUCGAUGGUGUUGGACAGACCUUCAGUGAGCACCAAAAGUCCACUGAGGCGAUACCAGGCGGCACCAAGCACUCUGAGUACUCCGUCAAGAGCGAGUCCUACCAGAGCUACCCUAAAACAGAGUUCACGAAGACUGAAGUGCGACAAGAGGUCAAGUCUCCCUUCACAUCGACUCCCAAGUUCGACAGGAAUGACUACAAGCACACAUCCACGGAGCUAGUGAAGGCAGUCACUCCAGAUUACGACAGGAUCUCAUCGCCUUACGGCAAGGACGUUCAAAGCUACGGAGGCCCGAACUACAUGGAGGAGACCACGACAGAAGUGAAGGAAAUUCCGAACGGAACGCAGAAGAUCACCACAACGAAGAUCUAUAGCUCGUCACCGGUGAACAUGACUAGCACGAGCACCAAGUACGAGCCCAUCAAGUUGGAGGGCAUCGACGAGUUGUCCAAGUCGUUCGACAACGAGUCAAAAUACAGCACCCUGGAUUCCAGGUUCAACACCCUGGAGUCCAAGAUGAGUUCGGAUACCAGCCGCUCCUUCAUGAGACCCUCCGACUUCCAGUCAUCGGAUUACCAGAGCACCACCAACGUAACCAAAGUGAAGAAACCAGAACUGUCCAAGGAGAUCGACAGUUUGGACAAGAAGUUCUCCAAGCAGACGAUCACGUCGGAGACCAUCGAGAGGAAGUCGGUGAUGACCAGCUCGCACAAGUCCGAGACAAGCUCGACGGUCACCAAGAAGUUCGGCAACUUCUAAAAGGUUUGCAUCAUCUCGCUUUGUCGCUGUCGUGUGCGCUUCCUGACACUAACAAGGUAAUGGAAGGGCAACAUGUUGACAGUGUCGACUGCCACUUCGAGCUUUUUUAAUAUUUAUGCGGCGGAAUUCUGUAUAGAGUAGGUAAAUGAUCCCGCAGGUGACACAGAGAGUAAGUUAUUAAAAUUAAACAGUGUAGACUUUUUAGUAGAAAACGCUGUGUCAUUUAUGGCAACAUUUAUCAUAAAUAUUUUAAAUACGCGCAUUAGUGUUUAACAUAGACUAUUUUCUGUUAAGUGAUUUUUGUGAGAAUUUAAAUAUGAACUAAAAUGUAGAAGUAUUUAUAUUAUGAUGUUGGAUUUCUACCAUAACUUUCUACCAAUUUAGUAGAAAAUGAAAGUAGUAAGUGUACGAAAAUGUCUAAAAGGUGCUAAAUUUAUUUAUUUAUAGUGAACGCGGUGUCUACAUUUGGCCUUAGAGAUUAUAUGGAAGUUUUGAUAUUAUGAAUUCUAUAAAAAUAUAGGGAUGACGUGAAGUUCAAGUUUUUAUUUUAUCGAUAUUAAAAUAAGAACUUGUUUUUUGCUGAAAACUAUCGUGUGGGUGAGACAUCACUUACCAGCUACAGUGGGUCCGAUAGAGUUUAAACAAGUAAAUCAAACCUUUAAUAUUUUAUGCAAAAUGAUAAAAUGUUAUAACUGCCAGUAAAUGGGCAACUUUAAACAAAAGAUCUCCUUUUUUAUUUUCAAAUAUAAUUGAUGCCACAAAUAAACAGGCGAAAUAUGAAAUUUAUUUGAAAGUUUCUUUCAUAUAAAUCAUUAUGAAGGUAGCUUAUAUAAAAUUUUAUGAACGAUAUUGAUAUUAAAAAUCGCCGAAUAUUAAAAAUACAUGAUGAUGAUGAUAGAUGACUCACACGAUAGUUGAAUUCCCAAUUAUAUUCACAAAGUGCUAACCCCAGGGGGGACCUUAUAAUGUUGCCUUUCACUGAACGUUGAAUCCGCCAAGUGUGCCAUAAUUGUAUAGGAAUUUUAUUUCCAGAGUGCCUUCUAACUUUAUAUAAACGUUUAGAUCUCGCCACGUACACCAACACAUGGUUUCCAUCUUUAAUAAUAUAAGACGAUGUGAACUGCAAAUAACUUAGGCAUUAAAGAUAUAUUUCUAGAAGGAGAGUCAGCUGUAUUAAACUAAGUAAAAUCUGUAAUUAAAUAAGGGUGUAUCUAAACGUUUAUAGUUGCCUUGAAAUAAAUUAUAUUAGUGUGGGUUGUGUGCGGAAAUCUAACACUUUGGACAAUAGAAAAUAGUAAAAUGAACAGAAACCAUCGUCAAUUUAUAAUUAUAAAAAAAAAAUUAACAUUACAUUUAAAGAUUUCGAAUCUCUGUCUCACCCUACCCACUCUAGUAAUAAAUAUAUAAAAAACUAAAAUUAUUAAAUUCUAAAAAAAAUAAGAUGAGUUUUCACAUUUUUAUAUAUAAAAUCGUGUGCCAUUUACGAAUUGUUUACUGGAUAAUGUAUAGAAUUCUUUAACGCUCCAAAAUCAAUAAUAUUUACAAUUAGCAACAUAAUACCGUCCGUAUUUCGAAAAAUAUUUUGAAACUUACAGCUACAAGUACAAAUUUUGGAGUGUUUCAGAAUUCAAAUUUAAAAAGAUGUAUUUCGUGACAUUCUGGUGAAAAAAAAACUUUGAUCGCAUUAGCGUCUAAACUAUAAAUGAUCAUUGUCUCGAAGAAAUUAUUUCAAAGCAGCUAACUAUACGUUUCAAAUCUGACUCCAGUCAACACGAGAACGUCAUGAGAUGCUGUAGUGAUGGUCUGGUGCAAUUAAUGAAGAUAAAUAUUUACUAAUUGUGUAGUUUUAAGUGAAACGUGUGAAGCAACGAAUAUACAAGCGUUAAGUACAGCGGUCCUUCGAGCCGCGCUGUUUUCGAUCACUUUANUAAAUNUNUUUUAUUGCUANNGUUGAAUAAAAAAUAANCNCCUUUUAAGAAUGGUGAUUAAUAAAAAAAAAAAAAAUUAAAUGAAAAGUGAAUUGCCUCUCACUAUUCUUAAAUUUUAAAUUUAUAACCUAUUGUUACUGCACAGAUGUAUAAAAACAUUAUUUUGUUGUAGAAACGUAGCGAGACUACAGGAGUCACGUGCAGUGAACGAGAUUGUGUUUCUUGUCACGCAUUGAGUUGUUGGAGACGCGUAUGAAAUAUACCGUUUAAAAUUCAAUGUUAUAUAUUGUAGCUAUUGAAAGAUUGCUCCGAAUAUUCGUACAAAACUUGAAUUAUUAAAAUCUAAAUUAUUUCGUUUCAUAGAUUUGAAAUUAGUAUUUGUACCAUAAAGUAAAAAAUAAGGAAUUUCAAUAUUCUAGAAAUUUCACUAUGUAUUCCAAAAACGAUGUAAUUCCCACCGAAAAUAGAUAUUUUGUUAUCGGUUAAAAGUAUAUUCGCGAUGCAAUCUUUCUUCGUAGUAGAUGGUGACUCACGAUUAGUUGACUAUGUACUCGUACACUUCGGGUCAAUUAAGACCCAGAAUUAGACUUAGUUUUAAGACAGCUUUUUAAAAGGACACACUGCAACAUAGUCGUUAGGUUAGCGGUCGUUAAAGCACAGUUUAUUAAGUGGCCUUUAAGUAAGAAAAAAUGUAUAUUUCGUGUGUCACCACCUACCUUACACGUGCCUUAAGCAGCUUUGAGUAUUUAUGUAGUGUUAAUGAGCCCGCGCAAGCGUCACGUCCACUGGAGGUAUAUGACACCAAUUCUGAUAGAUUAGCUUACGUACAGAUGUACGACGUAGUAUUUUUUAAUAUCUUUUGUGAAUACGCUGUGAAAAAAAUCUCUGUCGAUUUUAGUAAGGACAAGUUGUAUUGAUCGUAAUUAAAAAUAAAUAUAUGAUUUCAACUUACAAAGCACAAACGCCUCGUACAUUACCCGUACUUUAAUCACUUCAAAUUAAUAGGAGUGACAUUGGAAGAACCUCCAUCUUAGUCGAUCCAAAUAUGAACAAUCGAUGGAACUGUUUUUUAUUCAGCGUAUUUGCAAAUAACCUAUAAUAUAUUUUACUUAUAAAUCGUCUUUCAUAAUGUAUUUUAUAUAAUUAAAUUCUAACUAAGAAUUCACUCUAGUUUUCAAUGGCAGUUGUAAAAUAAGCGCUUGUUCGUACGAGCGAUGAGUGACUCGAUAUUUCGAAACAUAAAUUAUAACUUUGUAUAGAGUAGUGUCUGCCAUUGAACACUUAUGUACUCUUCAAUUAUAUACAUGUUAUACUGUGUAGUGUUAUUAUAAUCGUAUAGAUAUAACUAUGUAUUUCUCGAUAAAAGCCGUGUCUUAUUAAUAAAUAAUAAUGUACAAUUUAUGCGUUGUUUGGCAAAUAUCUCAACUGUGCAUUUAUGAAAAUUACUGUUAGUCGGUUCAUUUUAGACUAUCGUGACAGUUCUAGCUGAACUUUGAAGUACAUUAUAACAACUAAAGCCAUGCAAACGACUCUAUUACAACAUAAAAUAAAUGGGUCAAUAUUGACCCACCCCUGGUCACUUAAGUCACAUUCCCUUUACAAGAGACAUGUAGAAAUAAAUUGAGAUUUUGUCAAACAGCGUAUUUUGUCUAUAAGUGCUUGUGUACGAACAAAUGUAUAAUUGAUAUUUAAUGUGUUUUGAUAUGCAUAUACUAGGAGUUAAGUGUAGAAACUAAAAUCUCAUAUUAUAUACCAAAUAACUUUAACUAAUUUUUAUUGUUUUGGCGACGUCCUCUCAAACAUAUUGAUCAUGGGAAAAUGAAAACACAAGAAAUAAAAUAAUUCUAAUCGUUUGAAAACUCAGCUGUCGAGCACUGAACACUUCCAUGCAGAACUUUGUGAUUCAAAGUUGUACUGUUUAGAGUGAGAGAGCCAAGCAUAUUACUCGUCGCGUCUCAGUUAAACUUGGAAGUGUAUCGUUAUGUUUGAGAGCGAGGUCGCGUUCAGAUGUCGUGACAUUUUGUUCGUUGUUAUAAUUUUGCGAGAUUUUAUUUGGUUCGUCGUCGGUAGCUAAACUAAUAAUUCGUCACUUACGGGGCAUUGUAUGGUACGACUUACAUCUGAAAUAUAAAUUCACUAAUUUAUAA